GAUGUAAAAAAGAGAGAGACAAGUCAAGAACAGGAAUUGGUAGUGGAAACAGAAAACGAGAUUUUCCGACAAACUCCUCAGUCAUCGUAUAAAAUUACACGCGACAUUUUAUUAGCGUUACUCGCAAAAUAUUUUCUUUUAAAUUCUUUUUUUCAAAUUUAAAUCUCCAACACUACAAUUAAACUCAACAAUAAUCGAGAAAUUGAGGGAAAUUAUGAGGUAAAUCUGGACCCGAUAAAGUGGUGCAUUAAAAUUAUAAAUGCAAAAUUAGUGAUUCAAUUAAUGGGAUCUAUUUCGAAAGUAGUGCACACAAAAUAAAGUAUCUUUAAGUAGUUGCAAUUAGUGUCUAAUUAGUCAUCCAAUCAAUGUCGAUGCCUGAGAGGAGAGUUUCGCUGACAUCGAGUGCAAACCAGUACUUUAAUAACUGAGUGAAGAGGAACAUAAUUCACGGCACGAAAAUUAUCACAGCAAAUAUUCCAUUUUCUCUCUAAUUUCACAGAAAAAAAAAAGAAAAUGAAGAAUAAAAUCAAGUUUCUCUUGGAAAAAUUCCGUUCAUUGUGAACGAGAAGGAAAAAGAAACCAAACUCAGGGAACAGAGACAAUUUUUCCCCUAUUUGCAAAAUUAAAGACGAAAUUACGAAAAAAAAAUUUCAAAGACAUCAGGAAACAAAGAAAAUUGAGGGGGAAAAAAUUUGAAUUCAAGAAAAAAAUUGAAUUGAAAUAAUUUCGAUAAUAAUGGAAGAUAGACAAACGAAUUCGGUUGUUGGGGAAAAUGAAACGAAAUCACCAUCGCCGGGACCGACAGUAACGAAUACAUUAAAUACAAUGCAACCACCAAUUCUCACCGUGACAUCUGGUCGUAUUUUACGUUCGCCAAGCCACGAAAGUGUGACAACCGAUUUAUCCUUGUUUAGUGUAUCUUCAAUAGCGAGUGACGCCAAAUGUGGUAAUAGACUGGUCACCUUUAAGUCAUACAGCGAUGUGCAACUUUCAGCCAGAGACCCUUCGCCAAAUCCGGACUCUCGUCAAAUCCAGGGCAACAGGCCAGCGGACAUACCGGAAAGUAUAUGGUUCGAGGAGGAAACGGAUUUGAUUCGUAGUUGUGGUGCUCUAUCGUCGGCAUUGGGCCUGCAGAAAAGUUUCAGUACAAGCGAUGUAUCACAGCUUCCUAGUCCGGAGGCGUAUGGACCGCGUGGAUUGAGAUCAGCAGUUUCAGCUCACGCUCUUGACUUUGCACACAGAAAUAAUCUUAUUCUCGAGCACGCGGGACUUGAUCAUGCCUCGAGGUCCUGCAGUACUUGGGUUGCAGUCGGUGACGUUGCCAGUACCUCUCAAUUACCAAGUCCUCACGGUGGUUGUGAACAACCACCACUUACUGCACCUCAUCCACCGACAAUUCCAUUCACUGCUGCCGAUCUCGUUAGAUCUGUAAACAAAAAAGUCCGUCAAAAUUACAUUCGUCGACGAUUGUUAACGACUUACCGAGCACUGGAGCGCUUAUCCCAGAGUGAAUUCAAUCUCGAUAGACUGGAAGCUGCAGCAUCGGCGGCUCAAAUAGCACCUGGAGCAACUCUCGUUGUACCUGGAGCUCCUGUGGUCGCGGUCGGACGAAAGAGUAAGGAUCAUGCCCUGACGGUCAAGGACGUCGAGAGGGAAAGAGGAAAACAACUCUCCAAGUACGAGAGAAAUAUGAUGAUCUUCAAUUGGCUUCACACCCUCGACGACACGGUUGAAGAAAGCCUUCAGUAAAAGUUACUAAAAAAAUUUUCCAUUCCUUUAAUUUUUUUUGUUCCUAUUUUUUUCUAGAAAUUUUCUAAUAAUUAUACCAUAAUAAUUCUAUAAUUACCAU
Leptopilina heterotoma is the source of this 1849-nucleotide messenger RNA. RefSeq lists its product as uncharacterized. The coding region runs from base 736 to 1749 and encodes 337 amino acids. Lineage: Eukaryota; Metazoa; Arthropoda; Insecta; Hymenoptera; Figitidae. The record is from RefSeq and is a predicted model, not a curated record. The transcript has 4 exons.